AUGUCCAACGAUAAUCGUGAACUGAAUGACUGGAUGAGUGUUGACGAUGUUGUGGACGGUGGACGGUCGAUGGAUUGUUGGUCUGGUUGCUCUUAUGGUGUAAUGGUUAGCACUCUGGACUUUGAAUCCAGCGAUCCGGGUUCAAAUCCCGCACUCUGGACUUUGAACCAGCGAUCCGGGUUCAAACCCGCACUCUGGACUCUGAAUCCAGCGAUCCGGGUUCAAUUCCCGCGUGAACUGAACGACUGGAUGAGUGUUGACGAUUUUGUGGACGGUGCGAUGGAUUGUUGGUCUGGUUGCUCUUAUGGUGUAAUGGUUAGCACUCUGGACUUUGAAUCCAGCGAUCCGGGUUCAAAUCCCGCACUCUGGACUUUGAAUCCAGCGAUCCGGGUUCAAAUCCCGGUAGGAGCUCGUUUUUUGUGCGCGGCUCAAAGCAUGGGGUUUUGGUGUAGCAAUUUGACGAUCACUCUGGACUCUGAAUCCAGCGAUCCGGGUUCAAAUCCCGGUAGGAGCUCGUUUUUGUGCGCGGCUCAAAGCAUGGGGUUUUGGUGUAGCAAUUUGACGAUCACUCUGGACUCUGAAUCCAGCGAUCCGGGUUCAAUUCCCGCACUCUGGACUCUGAAUCCAGCGAUCCGGGUUCAAUUCCCGCGUGAACUGAACGACUGGAUGAGUGUUGACGAUUUUGUGGACGGUGGCGCGAUGGAUUGUUGGUCUGGUUGCUCUUAUGGUGUAAUGGUUAGCACUCUGGACUUUGAAUCCAGCGAUCCGGGUUCAAAUCCCGCACUCUGGACUUUGAAUCCAGCGAUCCGGGUUCAAAUCCCGGUAGGAGCUCCACUCUGGACUUUGAAUCCAGCGAUCCGGGUUCAAAUCCCGGUAGGAGCUCGUUUUUCACUCUGGACUCUGAAUCCAGCGAUCCGGGUUCAAUCCGCACUCUGGACUCUGAAUCCAGCGAUCCGGGUUCAAAUCCGCACCUGGACUCUGAAUCCAGCGAUCCGGGUUCAAACCCGCACUCUGGACUCUGAAUCCAGCGAUCCGGGUUCAAACGCACUCUGGACUCUGAAUCCAGCGAUCCGGGUUCAAUUCCCGCACUCUGGACUCUGA
Peronospora belbahrii is the source of this 1101-nucleotide messenger RNA. The record is from the annotation of a GenBank genome assembly. NCBI's taxonomy places the organism in Eukaryota, Oomycota, Peronosporomycetes, Peronosporales, Peronosporaceae.